AUGUCUCAAGAAAAGGGCUCCUCGAAGGGCAUAAAGCUCUUCAGCAAAAACGAUAUGGCCGUGCUCGAGAAAUCAGACCACGAACAGAAGAGAUUGCGCGAAUUUGCCAACACUCAUGAUAGAUUUUCUGAAGAGGAAAAACACGCCUUGCAGCUUGACAGUGUUGAUGCAUUUAGCAGGAUCUGGGUCAACACCCUCGACGCCAAGGGCGACUUCCAAGUAAGCCAUGAACAUGGCGUUGGGGCGACAGCCCAAAUAUUACAAAGCUCUGCGGACACGGCCGUAGUUAUCCUACAGCAUAUCGAGCCUAUCUUGCAACUUGUGAAAGAUUUUGGUGCGCCAUACGGCGGGAUGGCCGUUGGGACUAUUUCGUUUCUCUUCACCAUUGCCCGUAACAGAGCCAAAAUGGAGAGUGACAUCUCUGACACGCUUUCUCAAAUUCACGAUAGAGUUGCUGGGCUAAGGCUCUACCGACAUAUCUAUAACGAUGACCACGAACUCGACCAUCAAUUGCAGUCCAAUAUCGUCAAAGCUUAUGACAAGUUCAUCGAUUUUUGUAUUGUGGCUAUUAAAUACUACUCCGAGGGAAGCAUAAGACGAUGGGCCAAAGCUUUGUGGGGAUCAUCAGUGACAUUGGAGAAUAGCGCACAUGAAGUGCAACAAGCAAUCGUCAACGUCAGGUAUAUGAGCGAGGAACUGCUGAAUAAGAAUGUUGGUGCUCUCAAAGAGCAGCUCGUUUGCCUAAAGAAGGACAUCAAAAGAUUGCGAGAGGGACAGAAUAGCGAUCGUUUAGUCAGUAUUAAGGAGCUGCUACAUCUCGAAGGGUUCUCGAUGGAAUCCGAAUCCGAACAGUUGCGGAGGUAUCAAUAUGAGUUCAAUGUGGAUUUGGAACGUGGCUGGGAUUACCUGGAGCAUAUGCGAGGAUCCCGACUCGAGGAGUUCAAGAGUCACUUGGAUUUCCAAGCAUGGCGAGAUUCUUCGCACUCCUGUAUGUUACUCUUGACAGGAUAUAACGACCAAUCGGUUCACUCAGCCAGACGCUGCUGGCUGUCUUCCAUCGCCCUGGAUACGAUCGAGAACUUUAGGAAAUCCGAACGAGGUGAUCCGUACGCCUUCUAUAUCCUCGAAUAUCAAGAACACAGCCUGCUCCCGGUGCUCUCCCACGUUAUCAUCCAGCUGCUGACGUUAAAUCCUCAGGCGCUGGAGAAUGAUAAGCAGUAUGAAGAGUUGCGAGCGGAAGUUAAAAAAUAUUGUACGGCGCUUGAAGCCGAAUCACAAAGCCACAAUGAACAUGAACAUAGCGACGCGGUCAACAUACUGCUUCAAAGGGUGGCGCUUAGGGUUCUAAACAUGUUCGAUCAGACCAAACCGGUAUGGAUCAUUAUGGAUCGUGUUGACAAUUGUAAAUUAGGCAAGGUCAACCACCGGAAAAAGCUGAUGAAGGCAUUGGUUUAUCUGCUGGAGAACGCUGCUGUCAAAGUUAAGGUUCUUGUCGUAGCCAAUGGUUAUGACUGGAAAGCAGACAAAGAAAGUGAUGAGUUCGGGCAGAGCCGUCCUGAGAGUAUAAUCGUUCACACGGCCCAACAGAAGGUUAUCAAUUAG
This is a messenger RNA of Daldinia vernicosa, 1602 nucleotides long. RefSeq lists its product as uncharacterized. The record is from RefSeq and is a predicted model, not a curated record. The coding region runs from base 1 to 1602 and encodes 533 amino acids. The transcript has 6 exons. Lineage: Eukaryota; Fungi; Ascomycota; Sordariomycetes; Xylariales; Hypoxylaceae.